Messenger RNA from Carcharodon carcharias (great white shark), 3379 nucleotides. RefSeq names its product sperm associated antigen 6 (gene spag6). The coding region runs from base 160 to 1800 and encodes 546 amino acids. The record is from RefSeq and is a predicted model, not a curated record. Gene Ontology annotation, cellular component: sperm principal piece; microtubule cytoskeleton; acrosomal vesicle. The transcript has 12 exons. Gene Ontology annotation, molecular function: microtubule binding. Lineage: Eukaryota; Metazoa; Chordata; Chondrichthyes; Lamniformes; Lamnidae. Gene Ontology annotation, biological process: sperm axoneme assembly; neuron projection extension; epithelial cilium movement involved in extracellular fluid movement.
CCCAGUAACGGAUUAAGUCAGAUCUAGAGCGGCCAGAAUUAGUAAACUGGUUUUACAGUUUCACUUUCCCCACACUGCACUUUGGAAACAUGGUUACUCACACUAGUUUAUCGUACGGUGACUCUCACAUUUUAAAGUUUUCACCUUGUUCACUCCUACAUGAACAAACAUAUAAAAGGACACUGCAAAACAUUGUAUCUGGAUAGCGCCGCCAGUCAUAAAUCAUUUGCUGUAUUAUAUCGAUUUCUCGACAUGUUGUGCAAUCAAAAGUCAAAAACCAGUUGCAAACCACUUUAUGUUUUUGAGCAGUACCAGAAGGCUAGAGCACAAUUUGUACAAACAAUUGCAGAACUUGCAACAAGACCACAAAAUAUUGAAACUCUACAGAAUGCAGGUGUAAUGUCUCUUUUGAGGCCCCUCUUGCUGGAUGUGGUUCCAAACAUUCAGCAGACAGCAGCUUUGGCACUGGGACGUCUAGCUAAUUACAAUGAUGAUCUGGCUGAGGCUGUUGUUAAGGGAGACAUUCUUCCGCAGCUCGUGUAUUCAUUGGCGGAACAAAAUCGUUUCUACAAGAAAGCUGCAGCCUUUGUGUUGAGAGCCGUGGCUAAACACUCUCCUCAACUAGCCCAAGCGGUGGUGGAUUGUGGGGCAUUGGAUGCAUUAGUGAUCUGCCUGGAGGAAUUUGAUCCCGGAGUGAAGGAAGCAGCAACUUGGGCACUGGGAUAUGUUGCACGCCAUAAUGCAGAAUUGUCACAGGCAGUAGUGGAUGCAGGAGCUGUUCCUCUUCUGGUUCUUUGUAUCCAGGAGCCAGAGGUGCCAUUGAAAAGGAUUGCAGCUUCUGCACUGAGUGAUAUUGCAAAACAAUCCCCAGAGUUGGCUCAAACUGUAGUGGAUGCAGGGUCCAUUGCUCAUCUAGCUCAGAUGAUCCUGAAUCCUGAUGCUAAACUAAAGCGUCAAGUGUUUUCAGCUCUUGGUCAGAUUGCAAAGCAUUCCGUGGACCUGGCAGAAAUGGUUGUAGAAGCAGAAAUUUUCCCUGCUGUUUUAACAUGCCUGAAGGACCCAGAUGAAUUUGUGAAAAAAAAUGUUGCAACACUAAUUCGGGAAAUUGCCAAGCAUACUCCUGAGCUGUCUCAGCUUAUUGUUAAUACAGGAGGUGUGGCUGCUGUCAUUGAUUAUAUCGGUGAAUCUAAAAGUAAUGUCAGGCUGCCUGGUAUUAUGAUGCUUGGUUAUGUGGCUGCUCACUCGGAGAACCUGGCAAUGGCAGUGAUUGUCUCCAAGGGGGUGCCUCAGUUGGCUAUCUGCCUGUCAGAAGAACCAGAAGACCACAUUAAGGCAGCGUCUGCUUGGGCCCUGGGGCAGAUAGGAAGACACACUCCAGAGCAUGCACGUGCUGUUGCUGUGGCAAAUGUUCUGCCAAAGCUCCUUGCACUCUACAUGCAGACUGGAAGCUCUGAAGACCUUCAGAUUAAGGCUAAAAAGGCCCUGAAAAACAUCCUGCAGAAAUGCACAUAUCUGCCAGCUCUAGAUCCACUGCUACAUGAUGCUCCUUCCAAUGUCCUUAAACAUGUUGUUGGACAGUAUAGUAAGGUACUACCACAUGAUGCCAAAGCCCGCCGUCUUUUUGUCACAAGUGGUGGACUGAAGAAGAUUCAAGAGAUUAAAGCGGAACCUGGUUCAGUUAUGCAGGAAUACAUUAAUGGCAUUAACAGCUGUUACCCUGAAGAAAUUGUCAGAUAUUACUCUCCUGGAUACUCUGAUGCAUUGCUGGAAAGAGUAGAAAACUACCAACCAGCUCUUUGAGAAGCGUUAUGGAUAUUAUUUCAACCUAAUCAUAGUCUUGGGUCGUCCCACUACUGAAACCUUGAAGUAUCUAUUAAUUUCGCUAUGAUUUUCUAAGAUAGUUUACAGUAAAUAGUAAAUUAUGCCCUACGGCCCUAUAUAACUCUUCUCGUCUUUAAAACAAAUUCAUCUGAAAUCGAGUAAUCAUUUGAAUAAAUACAAGAAGUAUCCCUUACGAACAUAUUUUGAAAUGUACUAUUUGUAUUUCAGUCCAUCCGGUUUUUAUGGCGGUUGGUGCUGCAAUAUUUCACGCGUCUGAUAAAAAAGGGUAUAUUUGCAGAAAGGAAUUCUAAAUAAUGGAAAUGGUUGGCGGGGCUGUGGAUUUUCAUCCACGCGUUGUGAAGCCGGAUUUCACUGGCCACAGAAGGACUCUUAUAUUCUGUGAUUUGCAAAAUUAAACCCCUGUUUUCGACGUUCUGAAAUUCAUUGUGGCAGCAAUAAACGUAGUGACUUGGAUCUGAAAUGAAAGGUUUGUCAGGAAUCAUUAUAAAUGGGUACAUGACUAAUAUCCAAUUCUGUAUUUUUAUAUUUAAUUAUUCACUAUGAUUGCUCGUCAGGUCGAGUACACUGAACACUCUCAGCAUUAAUGUUAUUUCUCCAAUAAAAUUAAUAACUUCGAAAAAUGAUAUAGUUCAGGCUAGUACAGAUGUAUCGCCCACUGUUGAAACCUGUUGCAGAUAUGUUGCAGAUAUGUAUUAUUAAUGUUAAUGUGAAACUGGGUCUUCAUAUACUUCUGACAUCCUGCUGAAAGUCCGCUUAUAAUUUGCACAGUGAUGAAGAGUGACAUUGACUGAUGUGCUAGAUGUAACUGACUUCGAUUCCUUUCCUUUUAACACCUGGACACCAAGCUGUUGCCAAAUGAGGCAUUUUGACUGUGAGAUGGCAUGCAGCAACAUUUCUAUUUCCCAGUAUUUACUACGAAUUCGGAAGAAUCACCUUCCACAUAUUCUAAUCCACGAUAUUGUGCAAUUUCAUGAACUGUUAGGCGUUAUUUCAGUUUCGCUUUGACGCGUUCCUUGUACUAUUACACAUUGAGUGUAAAAGAGGGAAUGUGCAACCUUUUGAUCAUGGUAGUUAUCUGAACGUUUUAUGACAAUUUGGACUCGGGAGAGAAAAACCUGCAACCGACUGCAAGACAAAAACAUUGGGGUUUUGCAGCAAAUUGGAGAGCAGUGCUAUGUUUUUGCAUAAUACGUGAUUCCAGUUUAGUACAGUGUAUGAAAUUUCAAGCAGAAUUACCUUACAUGGGCUAAAAGUCGAGUUAUUAUUUUGGGGGCCGCAUAUAAGUUGAAACCAGACCUUUGCACUCGUGCAAUUGGCUUUAGUUCAUUGAUAUAAAAAGUUGACGAUGGGAUUUAAGUACAUGCGUGCAGAAGCGGUGCGCGCCAUAGGGAAUUUUAUGCAGAUGUCGGCUUGAGUACUUUGGUGUGUUGUUCCAUAUGAAGCCUUUAUAGGCCGACAAAGCUAAUGCCUCCCUUUCUCAUCCCCCAUUUACUUCAUGUUUAAAGUUUUAAAUAAAACGACCAGGCAUGAGAUUAAA